AUGUCCUGUAGAGUGAUCGGCAUCAAGGUACCCAAGCAGGGCCGGACAGUCAACACGGCUGCCAAGGAACUACAUGAGGACGCUGGUGCCAACAGCAUGAAGCUGAACUUCAGUGGCCUGAGGGCCCUGGUGACAGGGGCAGGGAAAGCCUUCUGGUCAGCACCCACUCACUGCUGGCAACAACAACCUUUACCCCCACCACACUCCCUCCCUACAGGGAUUGGCCGGAGCACCGCGAAGGCCCUGCAUGCCUCGGGAGCCAAAGUAGUUGCCGUGACUCGUACCAACGCAGACUUGGUCAGCCUUGCCAAAGAGUGUCCCGGGAUAGAGCCUGUGUGUGUGGACCUGGGUGACUGGGAGGCCACAGAGAAGGCGCUGGGCGGCAUCGGCCCUGUGGACCUGCUGGUCAACAAUGCGGGGGUGGUUCUGGUGCAGCCCUUCAUAUCGUCUACAAAGGAGGCCUUUGACAGGUCCUUCAAUGUGAACGUGCGUGCCGUGUUGCAAGUGUCCCAGAUGGUAGCCAGGGACAUGAUCAACCGUGGAGUGGCGGGGUCCAUUGUCAACGUCUCUAGCAUAGUGGCCCAUGUCACCUUUCCUGGCCUGACCACCUACUGCUCCACCAAGGGCGCAAUAACUAUGCUGACCAAGGCCAUGGCCAUGGAGCUGGGGCCACACAAGAUCCGGGUAAACUCCGUGAACCCCACUGUGGUGCUGACUGACAUGGGCAAGAAAGUCUCUGCAAACCCCGAGUUUGCCAGGAAACUUAAGGAACGCCACCCGUUGAGGAAGUUCGCAGAGGUGGAGGACGUGGUCAACAGCAUCCUCUUCCUGCUCAGCGACCGCAGCGCCUCCACCAGCGGCUCUGGCAUCCUGGUGGACGCUGGUUACCUGGCUUCCUAGACUGCCCCAAUGCGUGGACCGGGGAGGCC
Molecule: messenger RNA, 929 nt
Organism: Acomys russatus (golden spiny mouse)
Lineage: Eukaryota; Metazoa; Chordata; Mammalia; Rodentia; Muridae
Product: carbonyl reductase [NADPH] 2-like
Exons: 9
Coding region: 1-900 (299 amino acids)
Biological process (GO): xylulose metabolic process; glucose metabolic process
Molecular function (GO): L-xylulose reductase (NADPH) activity; carbonyl reductase (NADPH) activity
Source: RefSeq, a predicted model, not a curated record